Mizuhopecten yessoensis (Yesso scallop) is the source of this 478-nucleotide messenger RNA. Its product is annotated as calcium uptake protein 1, mitochondrial-like. The record is from RefSeq and is a predicted model, not a curated record. NCBI's taxonomy places the organism in Eukaryota, Metazoa, Mollusca, Bivalvia, Pectinida, Pectinidae. Gene Ontology annotation, biological process: calcium import into the mitochondrion; mitochondrial calcium ion homeostasis. Gene Ontology annotation, molecular function: calcium ion binding. The transcript has 2 exons. Gene Ontology annotation, cellular component: uniplex complex. The coding region runs from base 32 to 478 and encodes 148 amino acids.
ACUUAAAUGAUCUGGUGUACCUGUAUUUAGGAUGUCAUACUUGAAGACCACAGUUCAUGCGUCUACUGGAGAGGUAGAAAAACAGGACUCCGGAGAGUUGCUUGAAGCAAAGGAGGAGGGAGAUGAGGAAGAGGGUGCACAGACAGAAAAGAAAAAGAAGAAGAAAAUUGGUUUCAGGGACCGCAGGAUAAUAGAAUAUGAAAAUCGUAUCAGAGCUUACUCCACCCCAGAUAAAAUAUUUCGCUACUUUGCAACAUUGAAAGUGCACCAGGAACAAGGUGACUGGGAGGUGUAUAUGACUCCUGAGGACUUUGUUCGCUCCAUCACACCAGGAAUGAAGCAGCCAGAGGGUACGGCUAAGUACACUUUCAUAACAACAAAAUUCUUAGCAACUCGGAACAAAAAUAUUUCAGAAGUUUUAAUUGUACAUGGAUUGCAGCUGCCUUCUAGUUUUGUGAUCGAGGGAAUUUUAUUUUAG